ACUCUCCUGCUUCAGCCUGUGUGGUGCUAGAAUUACAAGUCUCAGCCCCCACCCCAGCACCUCUACACAAGUGACUAUAACCCUGCUUACUUUUCUGUGCGAGUCCCCAAACUAAGCAGAUGUCUGUAAGACAUGAAUCUCGAAGAAAGUAGACCAAACCUGCUCCUUUUGAAUUUGGCCAAACUGAUAAGCACGCCUCUGUUUCUAGGUGAAAGAGGAAACGAUGGACUCUAGAAGCUACUCCAGCCCUCCAGACAGGCUCUCCGUCUUCUCUGAGUCUGCCCACUUGCCACCGUCCAGGCCGUUUUACUUGGACCCCAUGGUCACUGUCCACCUGUGCCCAGAGGCCCCCGUGCCUCCCGUUUACACGGAGGAGUUGCCUCUGCUGCCCUUUUCCAGUGAUGCUCUGAUCAUGGACAAUUAUGGGGACCCGUACGCCUUCCCCUUCCCCAUGCCUUAUGUCAACUACAGGCGCUGUGACUACGCCUACGGGCCAGCCUUCAUCCGCAAGAGGAACGAGCGUGAGAGGCAGCGAGUCAAGUGUGUGAAUGAAGGCUAUGCCCGGCUGCGGCGCCACCUGCCCGAGGACUACCUGGAGAAGCGACUCAGCAAAGUGGAGACCCUCAGAGCUGCCAUCAAGUACAUCAGCUACCUGCAAUCUCUCUUGUACCCAGAUGAGACUGAGACCCAGAGGAACCCUGGCACCACCAGCUGCGGCCCCCAAGAGCCCUCUCUCAGAGUCAUUUGAGUUGGCGCCUUCCAAAAUGGGGUGGGUCUCCUACAGCAGCAUCCAGUAGAUUGUCACAUGCAUGGUUUUGAGGAGAGGACAACAGAAGUCCCACUACCAGUCUUCAUUAAACGUUGCUUACCUGGGUUUCAGAUGUACUGAAGUAUCUCACGUGGACUGAGAAUCUCAAGCUGGCCUCACCACUCUAAGACCGCUGAGGGUACAGAGUUCCCAGGGGUCUAUGCACCUCCCACCCCAUCCUUCUUCCAGCCUUGGUCAAAGGAUCUCUCCAAAGAAUGGAGAGGCUGAAGCGUGACUACUCAGUGAUUGUCUCACACUUGGUAAAUACUUGUUGCUACUAUUUUCCUGUCACCUGUGUCUGGUCCACCCUUAAUUUUCAUCCCGGACUCUGCUCUCAACCAGCUCUACCCUCAUUUUGUGAAGUCUUUUUGUGCAUAUGUGCAUGUCCUGUAAGGCAAUGUGUGUAUAUGUGUUAAUUCUUAAAACAUCAUUGCUCAAACCGAUGGCUACCUUUUGAUGACUACCUAAGAAGGUUCCCACUUAGUUUAUUA
Mesocricetus auratus (golden hamster) is the source of this 1299-nucleotide messenger RNA. It is a transcript of the gene Ascl3, whose product is annotated as achaete-scute family bHLH transcription factor 3. The coding region runs from base 224 to 748 and encodes 174 amino acids. The record is from RefSeq and is a predicted model, not a curated record. NCBI's taxonomy places the organism in Eukaryota, Metazoa, Chordata, Mammalia, Rodentia, Cricetidae. The transcript has a single exon. Gene Ontology annotation, molecular function: protein dimerization activity; DNA-binding transcription factor activity, RNA polymerase II-specific; RNA polymerase II transcription regulatory region sequence-specific DNA binding. Gene Ontology annotation, biological process: developmental process; regulation of transcription by RNA polymerase II.